Messenger RNA from Sclerotinia sclerotiorum 1980 UF-70, 309 nucleotides. RefSeq lists its product with no specific name. The coding region runs from base 1 to 309 and encodes 102 amino acids. NCBI's taxonomy places the organism in Eukaryota, Fungi, Ascomycota, Leotiomycetes, Helotiales, Sclerotiniaceae. The record is from RefSeq and is a predicted model, not a curated record. The transcript has 3 exons.
AUGGAUUUGUGGUGUGCAUUAGUAUUGUACGGAGUACAUGAAGUUACCAUUCGAGUUCAUGAUCCAGCCUUCUGUGGGAGGAGAGCUUGCGGUGGAAGUGUGAGCAAAGAUUCUUGGUGUGUCUUUUCUGUGUUUGCGAGAAUGUUGUUUCUAGUCAAUAUUAGAAGAAGAUCAUCCAGCAUUGAAAUCCCAGGUAAGCUUCUUCAUCGAGUUGUUGAUAUCUCACAUACUUUCUCUACCAUUGCUGAGUGCACGUCAAAGACGACACUACCUACCGAUCUACCUAGGCAGGUAUCCCGUAUUCACUGA